Molecule: messenger RNA, 2289 nt
Organism: Cutaneotrichosporon cavernicola
Lineage: Eukaryota; Fungi; Basidiomycota; Tremellomycetes; Trichosporonales; Trichosporonaceae
Gene: sec1
Exons: 7
Coding region: 1-2289 (762 amino acids)
Biological process (GO): vesicle-mediated transport; intracellular protein transport
Cellular component (GO): plasma membrane; secretory granule
Molecular function (GO): syntaxin binding
Source: RefSeq, a predicted model, not a curated record
AUGCCCCUCAAGAAUCUCCUCAAGGAACGCUUUAGGAGCGCAAUCCAGUCCAUCCCACAAGGACAGUGGAAGGCUCUUGUGACAGACGCGCACUCGCAAGCGCUCCUCGACUCGGUCUACACCAAAUAUGACAUCCUCCAGCAGAAUGUGACCUCCAUCGAGCCACUACACUCGGCACGUGGCCCCAUGCAGGUCGAGGGUCUGUACAUUCUCACCCCCACCGCGCAGAACGUUCAGCGUGUGAUUGCCGACUUUGCGAACGGCCGCAGGACGUACACGUCAGUCCACCUUUAUUUCAUCGAUGGCAUCGACGAUCGACUCGCAACCAGGCUCACCGACGCAUUGCAACCAAUGGGUGUGCUUAGGGCAUUUGUCGAGUUGUACUGCAACGUCGAACCGACCGAGGACCGCGUCUUCUCCAUGAAGACACCGUCGGCCUUCUUUUCGUUCUACGGCCAACUGGGAGGACAGAUUUCCGCCGACUUUGCAAUGGAAGCGUUCCAAGACGAUCUCGCCGUCACUAGCCGAACAAUCCUCAACGUCCUCGCCACGCUCAACGAGAACCCUUACAUCCGCUACUACCAACCACACCACCACGCGCCGCUCGGCCCUCUGUCAGAGCGCGGCGUGCAGUCGUCGCGUGUGGCCCCAAUAGAACCAGAGCAAAAUCAGUCCUUGCGGUGGCGAUCUGCUCUUGGGUCGCGAUCCUCACAGAAGGCGCCUGUCGGCGACUACCUGAGCAAGAAGAUUGCGGAACAGGUACAGAGCGACCUCGACGAGUACAUGACCAACAACCCGGAGUUCCCAGAGGCGUCUGAACGACAGCGCGGCGUGCUCUUCGUCGUGGACCGUACGAUGGAUCCAGCGGCACCACUCCUCCACGAGUUCUGGUACCAGGCCAUGGUCAACGACCUGCUCAAGAUUGAGGAUGGCACGCGGUAUAAGUACAAGUACGAGAACACUGUCGGCGACAAGGAAACGCGCACGGCGGUCCUCGACGACAACGACGAGGUCUGGGUGUCGAUCCGCCAUCUCCACAUGAAGGACGCGAUUGACCGGCUCAUGGCCGACUUUGGGCGAUUCGUGCAAGAGCACGCUGGAUUCCGAGGGAACACCAACAAUGUGCAGAUCAACGACCUGAAAGACAUGCUUGCGAGCUUGCCCCAGUUUCAGGAACAGCGCGACCAGUACUCUCUGCACCUGGACAUGGCGCAAGAGUGCAUGAACAUGUUUGAGCAUCGCAAGCUCAACCUUUCGGCCAACGUCGAACAGUGCUGUGCAACAGGUUUCACGGCAGAUGGCAAGACACCCAAGACGAUUGUCGAGGAGAUGGUCCCACUGCUGGACGACCGGGACAUCAGCCAGCUUGACAAGGUGCGCAUCAUCGCCCUGUACUUGAUCUUCCGCGAGGGUGUCGCCGACGAGGACCGCCGCCGCCUGUACCAGCACGCGCGGCUGUCGAUCACGGAGCAGGACAUGAUUAACAAUCUCGUACACAUGGGCAUCAAGGUGAUCAAGGACAAGGAGAACCGCUUCCGUGGUUCGCGCGUUCGCAACAAGUACUCGUCCAAGGACGACCAGUACGACCUGUCGCGGUACAAGCCGGUUGUGCAGAUCAUGGCCGAGGACCAGGCGUCGAACAAGCUUGACCAGUCGUCGUUCCCCUACCUGCGUGACGCGCCACAGGAACUGGCGUCCAGCAGCUCCAUGCGCUCCCGCCAGCCAACACAUCCCGCCGCCGCUGGCAACUCGCUCCGCUCAGCCCGGCCGAUGUGGCACAAGGCGACGUCAGCCCGCCAGACCACCGAUCACCAGCAGCGAUACAUCAUCUUCGUCGCGGGCGGCAUGACAUACUCGGAGAUUAGGCAGGCAUACACGCUCUCGGCCGCGCUCGGCAAGGACAUUGUGAUCGGCUCGACUCACAUCGUCACGCCGGAGAGCUAUCUCAAGGACGUCAAGUCGCUUGGCCGCGGCGGCAUCGGCGGUAACCCUCCAGGCGGACUCCCACAGCAUGCCAACGCGCCAGGGAGGCCGGACUGGCGUAACCCCGCCGAACCGAUGCCGUAUCAGGCCAUCCUGGACCAGCGGUAUUGGGAGCCCGAGGUUGGCCCACCUCCAAUGCCGCCACCACCCCAGCAGCAGGCGCCGCAGAAGCGAGGCGCGCUCAACGAAACGACGCGCGCGUUCUCGGAGAUGAGCGUGUCGUCAACGGCGUCCAAGAACUCUAAGCACGGCGGGGAGAAGGAGAAGAAGAAGCGCAACUUGUUCAAGAUGAAGUGGGACAAGUGA